This is a messenger RNA of Tripterygium wilfordii, 817 nucleotides long. RefSeq lists its product as uncharacterized. The record is from RefSeq and is a predicted model, not a curated record. Lineage: Eukaryota; Viridiplantae; Streptophyta; Magnoliopsida; Celastrales; Celastraceae. The coding region runs from base 183 to 491 and encodes 102 amino acids. The transcript is spliced from 3 exons.
CAGCUGAAAAUUUCAAAGAAAUUCAGAACCACCCCUAUACUCGCACACUAUCUUAUGUUUUGCUUUAUAAAUAACAUUAUCUUAAUUAAUUCUCCUCCAAGCAAAGUGGUACGGGCUUUGUUCUGUUCUGUUCCUUGCACGUCCUUUGUUUGCGAGCAGCUAGUCAAGUGAGGGGAUCCGUAAUGUCAACGAAGAAACCGGAAAUCGCACACGGCCUUAAACGACGUCGUAUGACAAAGAGAAGCUGCUUCCUUGAGAAACAGAAGGCGACGGUGGAUAAGCUGAGUGCGAAGUUAGCUAAGAAGAAAGAAAAGAUUAAGCGGAUGAAGAACGGGAUAAACGAUAUGAUGGCGAAACUGGAGGACGUGGAAUGGGAAUGCGCCAGAAUGAGGGAGGAGUAUCAGCUGGCGAUUGAGCAGAACGUCGACCUCCAACUCGCGCUCGACUACAUACUGUUUGCCUUCUUGCGCGGAGGAGACGCUGGAAGCUGACUAUCCGUAUGUGUAUUAUUCGCAUGCCCGUUUCCUAUUUUAAUUCUGAAUUAGCUGAUAGCAUUGUGGGGGGAAGGAAGGCGAAGGUUGUCCUUAUGUUGAUUGGGGGAUAAAUAAGGAAGAUGGAAGAGUAUAAAUUAUGUGUAUGUAAUUUUGGCAUGCGAUUUCCUAUUUCCUUAGUUGAUUGUGAAUAUGCUGAUAGUGCUGCUGUUGGGGAAAGAAAAGAGAAAGGUUGUUCUGUAUGUUGAUUAAGGAUGAAAUAAGGAAAAGAUGGAGGAGUAUAAUCAAUGAACCAUGUUUUACAUUGUAGACUUGUAUUGGCAAAA